CCAACCAAAAAACACAUUUCCUUUCAUGAUAAUUCAAGCAAAACUAGGAUAACAUCGAUGGAGAAAACCUCCUCUGCCUCCUUUCUGUUUCUGGCAUUUUUAUUAAUAUCUCUUCACAAUAUCGCAGCAUGCUUAGCUUUGAAUAUAAGCACUGAUCAAUCUUCUCUUCAAGCCUUGAAAGCUCACAUCACUUCAGAUCCUAAUCACAUUCUUUCAAAAAACUGGUCUUCUUCAACCUCAGUUUGUAACUGGAUUGGAAUCACUUGUGGCUCUCGUCAUCAAAGAGUUACCGUACUGAAUGUGUCAGGUAUGGGUUUCAUUGGUACCAUCCCACCACAACUUGGCAACCUCUCUUUUCUUGUAUCACUUGAUCUAAGCGUCAACAAUUUUUAUGGUGAACUUCCACUAGAAUUUUCUCAUUUACGAAAAUUGAGAGCCAUUAAUCUUAGUUUCAACCGUUUCUUUGGACAAAUUCCUCCGUUUUUGGGUGAUUUUAAAGACCUUCGAAUGCUGUCCGUUGAAACAAAUGAUUUCAAAGGGUUCAUUCCUUCUUCUAUCUCAAACAUGAAGAAUCUUGAAAUCUUGAAUAUGAGGUUCAACUAUCUGGAAGGAAAUAUUCCUGCAGGAAUAGCCACUCUUCAAAGUUUGAAACUGUUGUCCUUGGGAUUCAAUAAACUCAAUGGCUCCAAUGUGCUUUCCAUCUUAAACAUAUCAUCACUAGAAAAUUUGGAUCUCGGGGGUUCUGCUUUAACUGGUGAUCUUCCAUCUGAUUUGUGUCGUCGCCUUCCCAGAUUACAAAUACUUGACCUAGAAUCCAACAUGUUAAGUGGACAGAUACCAAGAACCAUAUCUGAAUGCUCCGAACUUCAAUUCCUAUGGUUGUCUGAAAAUGACUUUGUUGGAACAAUUCCAGGAGAAGUAGGCAACUUACAGCUGCUGAAAGGUUUAGAUCUUGGACAUAACACGUUAGAAGGCAGAAUUCCUGAUGAGAUUGGUCAUCUUAACUUGGACUAUUUAGUCGUACAAAACAAUAAAUUAACAGGCUCAAUCCCUUUAACCAUAUUCGACAUUUCAUCACUUGGACUUUUAUAUAUGAGGAAUAACAAGCUUGAAGGACCUUUACCAAGAGAGGUUGGAAAUUUGACUUUGCUUAGCGUUCUUGAUCUUGGAAAUAAUAAGUUGACAGGUGCAAUUCCUGAUGAAAUCGGUAGCCUUCAACAGAUGACGCAACUUCAGUUGGAUUUGAAUAACUUUAGUGGGUCGAUCCCUGUUGGUAUCUUCAAUAUGUCAAGUCUUGUAAGAAUUUCACUCGCACAAAACCACAUUUCAGGUAACAUUCCGUCCACUAUAGGCCAUUGGCCACCCAAUAUUGAACAAAUCCAUCUACUUGACAACAACAUUAAUGGUGUUUUACCAAGUUCCAUCUCAAAUUUGUCAAUGCUUACCGUUCUCAAACUCGGUGGAAAUAAACUUGAGGGUUCAAUUCCUAACUCUUUGGGAAAUUUAACAAUUCUUGGAGUUGUUGACUUGUACGGUAACUCCUUCACAAGUGAUUUGAGCUUUAUUACUCCUUUGGCCAAUUCGAAAUUCUUAAGAGAAUUGAUAUUGUCUUUCAAUCCCCUAAAUGCAAUGCUUCCAAAAUCCAUCGGCAAUAUUUCUUCUCUUCAAACGUUUUCAGCGGAUGGCUGUAACCUCAGGGGUCAUAUUCCAGUGGAAAUUGGAAAUUUGAGAGAUUUAUCUUCGUUGAAGCUGGAAGACAAUGAAUUUACUGGCAUUGUCCCCAGGACAAUAAGUUCUCUAAAAAGCCUUCAACAGUUUUCACUUGGAGCAAACAGAAUAACCGGUCCUUUCCCAAAAGAAUUGUGUGAGCUAUCCAACUUGGGUUUGUUAAACCUUUCACAAAAUCAAAUGCAGGGAAGUAUUCCUAGUUGCUUAGGGGAUGUGACUUCCCUAAGGGAGGUUUAUCUUGAUUCUAAUAACUUCUCUGCUAUCAUACCUUCAAGUCUAGGGAAACUCAAAGACAUUUUGAAGCUGAACUUGUCUUCUAAUUUCUUCAAUGGUUCUCUACCACUAGAAUUUGGAAACCUCAAGUCUGCAAUACAUGUGGAUCUUUCCUGGAACCAAAUCUCAGGAAACAUUCCUAGUACAUUGGGAGGUCUACAAAAAUUGACUCAACUAUCUUUGGCUCAUAACAGAAUUAAAGGAUCUAUUCCUGAGACAUUUGGGAAACUCAUAAAUUUGGAAGCAUUGGAUCUUUCUUAUAACAAUAUCUCUGGUGUGAUUCCAAUGUCAUUAGAGGAACUUAAGCAACUAGGCUCCUUUAAUGUCUCAUUCAACCGGUUACAUGGGGAAAUUCCAAAUGGAGGACCUUUUGUUCAUCUCCCUUACCAGUCUUUCAUGUCGAAUGACAGACUGUGUGGUAACCCUCAAAAGCAUGUCCCACCUUGUCCUUCUAAUUCAAAGAAUCGUUCUAAUUCAAAGAAAAGAAGACUGAUGUGGAUUGCAGUUGCAUCUUCACUUAUCGUUGUAAUAGUGCUUGCUUCAGCAAUUGUUUUCGUGUUGAUGAGACAUCGGGGUAAAGCAGUCAAAGCUGAAGAUGAGUGGUUGCCUGAGGUAGCACCACAAAGAAUUUCUUACUAUGAACUUCAAAGAGCAACUCAGGGCUUUGAUGGAAAUAACUUGCUAGGUAGUGGAAGUUUUGGUUCUGUUUACAAAGGGACAUUGGCAGAUGGGAUGAUAGUGGCUGUCAAAGUUUUCAAUGUGCAGAUGGAAGGUACAUUUCAAACCUUUGAUAGAGAAUGUGAAGUCUUACGGAAUCUUCGUCAUAGAAAUCUCACCAAGAUCAUUAGCAGCUGUUGUAACUUGGAUUUUAAAGCAUUGAUACUUGAGUACAUGCCAAAUCAGAGCUUAGACAAGUUGCUUUAUUCUAGAGAUUAUUGUUUAAAUAUAAAGCAAAGAUUGAAUAUCAUGGUCAAUGUUGCAUCUGCUCUGGAAUAUCUCCAUCAUGGUUACUCAGUACCAGUUAUCCACUGUGAUCUGAAGCCUAGCAAUGUCUUACUUGACAACGACAUGGUGGGACACCUGAGUGACUUUGGCAUUGCAAAACUUUUAACUAAGGAAGAAUCUAUUGCUCACACGACAACCUUUGCGACAAUUGGUUACAUUGCUCCAGAGUAUGGUUUGGAAGGUCUUAUAUCCAAGAGGUCUGAUGUUUAUAGUUAUGGUAUCAUGUUGCUCGAAACUUUUACCGGGAAAAAACCUAAUGAUGAAAUAUUCACCGGAGAUUUGAAUUUGAGAAGCUGUGUGUAUAAUUCGCUUCCUGAUGAGUUGGACCAGAUCAUAGAUGCCGACUUACUAACAUUGGAUGAACAAAACUUAAGUCAAAAGUUGCAAUGUAUGUCAUCCAUCAUGGAGUUAGCCAUGAAUUGCACAGCUAAUAUUCCAGCUGAAAGGAUGAACAUGACUGAUGUUGUAGCAGCAUUGGAAAAGAUCAAACAGAAGCUUUCUUCUUGUUAUUGAAUGACCUAAACCCAUGACAUCAGGUAAUUGUGUGGCUAUUGGAAGUUAAAAGGAUGGAAGCUAUUUACUUCAUGCUUCACAAGAAGUUACUACAGCUCUGGAGAAUACUGUUAUGAAAAGCCGCUGAUAGUUUGUCUACAGUUUUCUUUUGCUUGAUGAUCUGUAUUUGUUUUAAGAAAAUAAACUUUAUCCUCCAAUUUUCGUUUUCCUAGUUCUUUAACCAAUCCAAUAUACUAGUCUAUGGCAUGUAAUCUUUCAAAUGAACAUUGCAUGUAAGAUACUUUAAGAAAAAAGGCCAAGUAUAUAGACAGACACAUAAAGCUAACAGUGGUCGGAUGUAGAGCUCUGCAGAAAUUCAAUCAUUUUGGACCA
Molecule: messenger RNA, 3891 nt
Organism: Nicotiana tabacum (common tobacco)
Lineage: Eukaryota; Viridiplantae; Streptophyta; Magnoliopsida; Solanales; Solanaceae
Source: RefSeq, a predicted model, not a curated record